Medioppia subpectinata is the source of this 1014-nucleotide messenger RNA. The record is from the annotation of a GenBank genome assembly. Lineage: Eukaryota; Metazoa; Arthropoda; Arachnida; Sarcoptiformes; Oppiidae.
AUGGUGCGCGGCUCCAUUUUGGACUAUCAUGAUAUUAAUUCAACUCACAAUAUUUACGCCACCGUUUAUGAUAUUGAUUUGCAGAUAUUUCAAGAAAGGAGUCGGGUGGUGAACGUGGCGAGUACUUUGGGUCACAUAUCUCUCCCAUUAUUCGCCUGGUAUUCAAUGUCCAAACACGCGGUCAUAGCCUUUGCGGACACAUUACGUCGGGAAAUGCGGUCAUUUGGUGUACGCGUGUCUAUCGUAGAGCCCGGAGGGCUUCACACUCCCGGUGCCAACGAGACACUCAUGUAUGACAAGAUGUGUCGCACGUGGAGUCAUACCAGCGAUGGCGUGAAAAACGCUUAUGGUCCAAAAAGUGAGCAUGAUUUUUUUUGGACCAUAAGCGUUUUUCACGCCAUCACUUGUGAGCAUGAUUUCAAAGCUAUAAUCGCAUCGAGUACGGCCAUGUUCAAACUUAGCGAGAACUUCGAUGUGGCCACAAACGAUAUGAUCGACGCCAUACACAACGCUGAGCCCCGCCUCGAUUAUUGCGAACCCGAAUGGAUGGAAGCGGAAGACCCGCUGUUCAUAUUGUAUACCAGUGGAAGUACGGGAAAACCAAAAGGCAUUGUCCACACAAUCGGUGGUUAUCUCCUCUACUUUUACAUAACAUUCAAAUAUGUAUUCAAUUAUACCGACGGAGACGUGUUUUUCUCGACCGCAGACUUGGGAUGGAUGGCCGCGCAUACGUUCACUGUUUACGGAUCGCUGGCCAACGGGUGUUCAAUAGUGCUCUUUGAGGGCACACCCAUUCACCCAAACCCGGGCCAUAUCUGGCAUAUAAUAGACAAAUGGAGAGUUAAUAUCUUCAAUACUGCGCCCACUCUUAUCCGUUCGCUCAUGAAGUUUGGCGACCAAUACGUCAAACAAUACUCUCGACAAACACUGAAAGUGUUGGGAACGGCGGGCGAACCCAUCAAUCCUGAGGCGUGGCUCUGGUUCUGGGAAGUGGUCGGCGAUCGUCGGUGUCCU